Lentinula edodes (shiitake mushroom) is the source of this 1270-nucleotide messenger RNA. RefSeq names its product cytochrome P450. The transcript has 9 exons. Lineage: Eukaryota; Fungi; Basidiomycota; Agaricomycetes; Agaricales; Omphalotaceae. Gene Ontology annotation, molecular function: heme binding; oxidoreductase activity, acting on paired donors, with incorporation or reduction of molecular oxygen; monooxygenase activity. The record is from RefSeq and is a predicted model, not a curated record. Bases 131 to 1270 code for a protein of 379 amino acids.
CUUCCAUCUUCUUACAGUGCAUUCGGUGUCUUUAUCAGAAUCUGAUCACAGUGGUGUUGCUUCAAAACAUUUAAGACCACGGUCUUCAGCUUAUGAUUCCCCAAGACUCUUGAGUUUUACCAUCGGAAUCAUGGUCACUACCGUCGACUUCCUCACCUCCAGCUCUAGCAUGCUCAGUGUCCUCAUAGCGCUUCUUGCUGUAACUGGAGGCUACUUACUGCAUGUAAGACGAAGACUUCCUUUACCUCCGGGUCCCAAACGGCUUCCCAUCGUCGGAAACGCUCUGGACUAUCCAACGGAUACACCUUGGGUCAAGUAUGCUGAAUGGAGUCGCCAGUAUGGUUCCGACGUCGUCUACGCCAAGAUUUUUAACACAUCCAUGGUGAUACUCAACUCCGAAGAGGCGAUUAAUGAUCUAUUCGUGAAGCGAUCCGCUAUUUACUCGGACAGACCUCGACACAUCAUGGUGAACGAGCUCAUGGGGUGGUCCAGAAACCUUCAUAGCAUGGCAUAUGGCGACGAGUGGCGAGCGGGACGGCGUUUGUUCUACCAAGAAUUCAAUCCUAGUUCGUCAACACGUUUUCGACCACAUAUGCUGGCGGCUAGUCGUGAGCUCCUUGCUCGCCUGCUUAAAGACCCUGAAGAUUUUGUGGAGCAUCUUCGCCACAUGUCCGGUUCAGUUUCAAUGGACAUUGCCUAUGGUAUGAAACCGCAAGAAAAGGAUGAUCCGUUCAUUGCCUGCUCCGAACGCGCUGUCGCUGGCGUCGUUCGCGCCUUUGUCCCUGGUGCAUUCCUGGUGGAUAUGAUACCCAUUCUGAGAUACGUACCAGAAUGGGUUCCAGGAGCAGGCUUCCAGCGUCUAGCGAGGCAGUGGAAGAAAGAAACAGACGAUACUUUCGACCUACCGUGGGCAGCAGCAAAGGAACGCAUUGCAAAGGGAACGUCUGGUCCGUCGUUUACUUCGUUCAGUCUAGAUCAAAUCGCGGAGAAAGACGAUACACCGGAAGCAAAAGCAAAGGAGGAAGAGGCAGUGAAGAACACUGCUGCCUCAAUGUUCUUAGUCGGAUCCGAUACGAACAUCGCCCCGCUGCAAUCAGCCUUUUUAGGCAUUCUCUCAAAUCCGGAUGCCCAACGGAAGGCGCAGGAGGAACUUGAUCGUGUUCUUGGUCCGGGAACCCUCCCUGAUUUCAGCCAUGCAGACGAUUUGCCAUAUGUCACUGCUCUGGUCAAGGAAGUCCUUCGCUGGCAUGAUCCGGCACCUAUUUGUUAG